AGCCCCAGACCCGGUCCCCGCCCGGCCGGGAUGCGGGACCCGCCGGCGGCGUCCGUGGGGGGUCCCGGCGCGGGUGCGAGCCCCCACCCUCCGGGAGACCCCCGGACCCUGCCCGGUGACCCGCCAACCCCUCGAGGAUGAAGACGCUGGUCCGGCUCUUCCUCACGCUGGUGUGCGCGGCGGUGGUGGCGGUGCUGUACAUCCUGCUGUCCUCCCUCGCCCGCCCGCAGCCCUGCUGCCAGGCCCCGGGGCUGCAGGGCAGCCCCGCGGCAUCCACCCUCCGCAGCUUCCAGGGAUACAGCCGCGUUCCCGACGGGAAGCCGCUGGAGCGAGCGCUGUGCCGCCACUGUGCUGUCGUGUCCAGCUCGGGGCAGAUGCUGGGCUCUCACCUGGGACAGGCCAUCGAUGGGCAAGAAUGUGUCCUCCGCAUGAACCACGCCCCCACCGCCGGCUACGAGGAGGAUGUGGGGGCACGGAACACCAUCCGGGUGGUCUCGCACACCAGCGUCCCGCUGCUGCUGAGGAACCAGCCCUACUUCUUCCAGCAGUCCCAGGAGACCCUCUACAUCAUCUGGGGGCCAGCAAAGAAGUUGAACAGGGAGAAGAUGGGCUCAACCUACCAGGCACUGCUGAAGGUGACACAGACAUACCCUCGGCUGCAGAUCUACACCCUGACUGAGGAGAAGAUGACAUACUGUGACAACAUCUUCCAGAACGAGACAGGGAAGAACAGGAUGAAAUCCGGCUCCUUCCUGAGCACGGGCUGGUUCACCAUGAUCCUGGCCAUGGAGCUGUGUGAGCAGAUCCGUGUCUUCGGCAUGGUCAGCGACAGCUACUGCAGGGAGAAGAACCACUCGAGUGUGCCAUACCACUACUUCGAGAAGGGCCGGCUGGACGAGUGCAAGAUGUACCUGAUGCACGAGCGCGCCCGGCGCGCCGGGCACCGCUUCAUCACUGAGAAGGCCAUCUUCUCCCGCUGGGCCAAGAGGAGGAACAUAGUCUUCACCCACCCAUCCUGGGCGGGCGGGUAGGGCGCCAGCCAUGAGGUGAGGCAGCAGGGACCCCGGCGGCGGGGCAGUUCUCAUCCUGCACCAGCGUGUCUUGGCUCUGCCAGUGCCACAGUUGAAUGCCUUUUGCCAAGCCCUGGAGCAGGGAGCCUCCACCUCUGCAGCAGCAGGGCCUGUUCUCCCAGCUGGUGGGUGGGCUGGGACCCCCCAUGUCGGGGCAUGGGGUGUGAGCUGGACCUGUGGAGCCCCGUCAGCUCUGGACGUCUGCCUAUAUGGACCCAGGAUGACCAUGAAGGUUUUCCACCCACUUUUCUAGGAAGAAUAUUUAAUGCAGGAUUACACGCUCACCCUGCUGGGCUCCAGCAGGACAAGGGGCAGGAGAGCUCAACUCUGCCAGGGCCACAAAGUGAUGCCUCUCUCAGGGGUGAAGCUCUGCUAUGGUCCUUGUCCCACUUGUGCCCUGAAACCCAGUGCAGGGAGCUGGAUUCAGGCUCCCUCAUCCUGCUGCCUUCUGCUGCUCAGUGCCUGGGCAGGUCCCUGGAGCCCCCUGCAUCCCUCCAGCUGUGAAGCCCUCGAGCCACAUAUGCCCUGGGGACUCCGAAUUGCCUUGUCACAAGUGCCCUUGGAUUCAGACCAAAGCAAAUGUGGCGAUUAAAAGUGUUUUUAAUUCA
Messenger RNA from Chiroxiphia lanceolata (lance-tailed manakin), 1678 nucleotides. RefSeq names its product ST6 N-acetylgalactosaminide alpha-2,6-sialyltransferase 4 (gene ST6GALNAC4). The transcript has 6 exons. Gene Ontology annotation, biological process: oligosaccharide metabolic process; ganglioside biosynthetic process. The record is from RefSeq and is a predicted model, not a curated record. Lineage: Eukaryota; Metazoa; Chordata; Aves; Passeriformes; Pipridae. Gene Ontology annotation, molecular function: alpha-N-acetylgalactosaminide alpha-2,6-sialyltransferase activity. Bases 138 to 1031 code for a protein of 297 amino acids.